Molecule: messenger RNA, 1683 nt
Organism: Cylindrotheca closterium
Lineage: Eukaryota; Bacillariophyta; Bacillariophyceae; Bacillariales; Bacillariaceae
Source: the annotation of a GenBank genome assembly
AUGGACAAGCACGAAGAAAGAGACGAGAAACGCAGGCAUAGACUGUCGCUUCUUGGAAUUCAAUCAGAUCGAUCCGACGACUCAUCAGAUGACGGUAGAACAGAUCCCAUCAACAAUCAAAAUGUGGCUACCUCGGCAUCACUUCCACCAGCAUCACAGGCUAGCACUAGCCAACGAAUGGAGAAGCAGGCUAGCCGCCCUUCCAUGUUUUCAAUGAGAAGUCCAUUUCUAGUUGGCGGGGAAUUGAAAUCCCGGGUAUCAAAUGUUGCUCGAAUGCCAUCAAGGCGAUCCAUAAUGAGUGACGUUGAGAGUGGCGGUAUCUUGCGGGAGAAGCAACCGCCACCUUCACCUCGACCGAGAAAUAGCGUCGUUGGCAGUCUACAACGGAAUGAGAGUCAAAUGACUAUUCCUGGGGCGUUUCGGGUGCAUGCAAAUGGAAUAAUUGACGAUGAUCCAACAGUUUCCAGUUUGAACACGAAGGAAACUGGCCCAUUUGUCAUUGACCAUGCUUCAUUGAUUGAAAAUCCAGAUCUGCGCGCCCAUCUUGCUAGUGGAGGAGCUAUACCAACCGAUCACCCAUUGACAAAUGGUGCAACUGGAGGACCGGCUCCAGAUCAUGGAGCCUAUCCAAUGCCAAGCUACUCACUCAACCGAAACAGGACGCCAACGGCCAUGCCUUCGCUUACCUCGUCUGCACCGAUUGGAAUUGGUGAACCAGUAUCAACUCGUCGCAACCAAGAUGGUUUUAGCAUGAAUCGUCGACAAAUUCGGCUCAUGUUCUUAAUGUUAGCUGUGGCAGUUGGAGCAUUGAUCACUGGUGUAGCUGUUGCAAUCGACGGCAGAUCCGAACCAGAAGAGUUGCCGGUGAAUUCUGCAGUGGAGACCUCUCCUUCGAAUGAGCAACCUUUGGAUUGGAAUGAUGAUGGCAUUUCUCUUGGCUUCUCAAACGACUCGAAGGAUGUUAUGGACAAGUAUAUCAAUGAAGAUGUAUUCCCUACUCUGUCACCUACAGUUUUGAUUAAGGAUUCACGUGCGUCAGUACCGACUGCAGCUCCAAGUGCCGCAAUCACGUCCAAACCCACAAUCGAAGAGUCCAGUUCGCCAUCGCAAUCACCAUCCACUCCGUAUCCAACUCCGCUUCCAACAACACCAAAUCCAACUGAACCGUUGGCUACACCCGAGCCAUCGAGUACUCCGACAGGACAAAGGCCAUCUUCUUCGCCUUCAAAUUCUUUCCCUUCUCUAUCGCCAACCUUGAUUUCAUCAUCUACUCCUUCUAUAUCCACCACUACUGGCAUGCCGACGACUCGGAUUUCAUCAAAAUGGCCAUCACAAGUGCCAACACAGUCGCCAUCACAAUUUCCAUCCACAGUCGUCACAACAGUGAAGCUAACCACGUCGUCACCAACCAUAGCCCCAUCCGAAACAAUUUUCGAAAUGGAGCGGACAACUGGUCAGAAUGUCACCAACAUGACAGAAAGUGAUAAUGGAGAUAUUGGCGAAAACUCGACCAACACAACAGGAAGUGACAACGGAGAUGCUGCCGACCACCAGAAUAGCACAAGCACCACAGGAGAGGGUGACGCGACAAUGAAUGAGCAUAAUGUCACCCAAGACUACUGGAGAGAUCAAGUCAGCGUGGCGACUGCUGGCGAUGUCACUCCCAUCAACUGGUCUGAAUGA